UGUCAUGUACCUGGUCGGGGCAGCAGGGAACUUGCUCAUCAUCCUGGCCAUUGGCUCAGACUCCCACCUCCACACGCCCAAGGACUUCCUCCUCAGCAACCUCUCCCUGGUAGAUUUCUGCUUCAUCUCCGCCACUGUCCCCAAGAUGCUGGUGAACAUCCAGACACAGACUCAGUCCAUUUCCUAUGGCUGCUGCCUGGCCCAGAUCUACUUCUGCGUUUUUCUUGCCAACACGGACAACUUCCUCCUGACGGCCAUGGCUUAUGACCUCUACACAGCGAUCUGCCAGCCCCUGCACUACUCCACGAUGAUGAGUCUGCCAGUCUGUGCCCUGAUGCUGGGGAGCUCCUGGCACCUCGCCAACUUCCACUCCCUGCUACACACCCUCCUCUUGGCCCGGCUCGAGUUCUGUGCCAGCAACGUCAUCCCUUACUCCUUCUGUGACCUCGCUCCCUGCUCCAACGCCCAACUCAACCAACUCAUGAUUCUGCUGGAAGGGGGACCUGAUGGUCCUCAUCCGCUCCUUGGCAUUCUCGUCUCCUACAUCCACAUCGUGUCUGCUGUGCUCCAGGUCCCACCUGCCCGGGGCAAACCAAAGGCCUUUUCCACCUGUGGCUCCCACCUUGCUGUGGUCAUUCCCUUCUAUGGGACCACCACAGGGGUCUACCUGAGUCCCUCAUCCUCCCACGCAGCUGACAAGGAUUCUCUGGCUUCAGUAAUGUAGAUGGUGGACCCCAUGCUGAAUCCCUUUAUCUACUGCCUGAGGAACAAGGACAUGAAGGGAGCUCUAAGGAAACUGGUCAACCUGAAGGCUUUAUCCCAUGGGCUGUGACAGCAGCGCCCUCCUUCAGGGCCUCUGUGCUAGGAAGAGGAUGAACCCCAGGGACAGGCUCCACACAGAGAGGGUGGACCUCAUUGUCCUGGGUUGUCACCAUGGCCAG
Messenger RNA from Physeter macrocephalus (sperm whale), 941 nucleotides. RefSeq names its product putative olfactory receptor 1F12P. Lineage: Eukaryota; Metazoa; Chordata; Mammalia; Artiodactyla; Physeteridae. Gene Ontology annotation, cellular component: plasma membrane. Gene Ontology annotation, biological process: G protein-coupled receptor signaling pathway. Gene Ontology annotation, molecular function: olfactory receptor activity. The record is from RefSeq and is a predicted model, not a curated record.